AUGAAUCUACCCGCUCCAGGCACCAAAAUGAGUUAACCAAACCAAGAAACCCUCUUUGAAACUCUCAAAUACUCAAACACAGAUUACUUGGAUCGUCCAAUCCAAUUCGCUCCAGUUAUACGUCUCUUCGGAUAUGAGCCCAAGACCAAAGAGCGGAUGUGCGUACAUGUUCAUGGCUAUUUUCCUUACUUUUACAUCAAAGUUGAUGAAUUGAGACAUUUAUUCACAGAUCUUGAUUUUGUCAAGGAUUUCAUAAACAAAGUGCAUCAAGUGUACGCCUCCACCUUCCUUGCUCAUUACCCCAAGUAAUCCCAAGAAAAGUUCAAAAUCAUCUAUCAAUAUGAAUUAUGUCAGAAAUUGGAUUUUUAUGGGUUUCAUAUGUAGAAGCAACUCUUUUUAAAAUUGUUCAUGUAUGACAAACAGUAUAUGUCCUAAUUGGUUAUGCUACUAGCAAGUGGUGCCAUCAUGAAUUACAAGUUUUAGUCAUAUGAAGUAAGACUAUUUAUGUAAUGUAAUUUAAGUCUCAUCUCACCUACUUCAUGCACUUCUAUAGCGAUGCAAAUCUAUUCGGAAUGAGUUAAAUCAAGAUAUUCAAAUUGAAAUACAGAAAAAGAUUCGAAAAAGAUUUAGAAGCAUUGUUGACAAAACCAAUUCUAUUUAGAGAUUUACAUACAAGCCAGUAUUCUCAUCUCUACAAGGUUACCACUUGUCCCUUGGAAAUAGAUUGUCACUACACUUGCAUUCUCAAUGAACGCUAUAAGGAUGAGAAGGAUAGGUUGGAAAUCUCUAGAGCAUUUACUCAGAACAAAGAAUUUGAAGUAGAAUUGACUCCAUCUCUUAAUAAGCUCUGGUCAGAUGAGGAAAUCAAUAGGGCGAGAUUUAAGUUCAGUCAACCAGUCUCAUUUGUCGUGGAUAAAUCAAAAAAUAAGGAAGGAUAGUUGUGGGAACACUAUCCUUCUGUUAAUGUCUUGAAUAAGCAAUUCAUGAAACAGUAUUUACAGUUAUACGAGGAUGCUAAGAAGAAUCACAUCAAAUUUGAUAUCAAUACUUGUUUCAUAAAUCAGAACAUUGCACAAAUGUUCUUUAAUGGCUAAUAGGAUGAAAUGGAAUUGUGUAAGAAAUCCAUACUCCAAAGAUUCCAAGAGUAUAAAACCAGGAAGAAGGAUCUCUUUGAACUUAUCAAAGAGGAAGGUAACAUUGAUUAUGAAUACGAUUUCGAUGAUAAGUUUAUUGAUCAGUAAGAUCUCUAAUAAGAUAAUGAAGAUGAAGAUCUAGAAGAUGCAGAAAGCAUUAUUAAAUCAUAAGAAGAAAAAAAUGUAUUUGAUAUCAUGAAAGAAAACCAGAAACUUUAAGAUAAAAAUAGAUUUAGAAAGAAAUAUCAUGCAAACAAAAAUAACAUCAAAUUAGGCUACAUCUUCUAAAUUUGUGAGUUCUGCAAUAGCAACUUUCUCAUGUGCAAUUGCAUUGAAAAAAAAUAGAAAAAGUAUUCCCUACUCAUCCCAAAAACUCAUAAGAGUCAAAUCUAUCAAUACAAAGUAAAACCACCCUCUCCAAAUGAAGUAUACUUGCAGCUACAUACGUAAAUGAAAUUAGUCGAACAUUAAUAUGCCUAUUUUGGAGACAUUAAAGAUUUGUACAAGCAUUAUAAUAUCAAACAUAAACAACUACCAUAAAAUCACAUGUAUGCUUUACUUUUAGAUUAAUAAUGCAUUAAAAUUCCAGAUAAUAGAUUUUAUGCUAUAAGCAUCCAGAAUUCAACUAAGCUCCCUAAAUCUUAUAAACUUGACGUAUUUAAAGAACAAUAAUAUAAUUGCAAUUUAAGACAAUAUCAAUAUUAACAUGAACCUCCAGCUAUUUAAGAUGUACUUUUAGACAUCAAGAGAAGAUCAGCUAUGAGAAAUGAUCCUUUAGAUUCAAUCAUUGAAAGUUCUCAAUACUUUUAUCCAACACCAUUAUCAAUAAUUAGUGAAGACGAUAUUACGUUUUAAGAAGAUUUGGUGCUAAUGAUAUUUGAAAUAUUUUCUUAUAAGGAUUCAAAAUUAUUACCAGAUCCAGAAAAAGAUGAAAUUUCUUUUAUUAUUCUUCACUCCUACAACGUUAAGAGUUCAAAGAUCAUGAAUAAAAUGCUUAUAAUCCAGAAUGAGGAGAAUUAUUUGAAGGCAGUUAAUGGGUAUUUUGAAAGGAUGAAUGCUCCCGUUGAAUACACUAUAGUUAUGACUUAGAAUGAGAUUAAUCUAAUGAAAGCCUUUACGUUAAUUGUACAUCUAAUUGAUCCUGAUUUCAUAUCUGGAUAUGAUUUAGAAACUAGGAGCCUUUAUUACGUUGCAAAUAGAGCAGAGUUCAUUGGUUAUGAUUUCUUGACAGAAAUAAGUAGAGGGUAACCAACUUAUGAUAAAUUGAUUGAAAUAUUUGAUAUCGAUGAGAUCUUGUUUAACUUUGGAUCGCCAUAACCUAUCAAUGAGAAAUUAUAAAAAUACAUGGAUUAUCGAUUGUUAAGACCAACAGCUAGUAAGAAAUAGAGUUUUAAUUAAGAUGCAAAGACCAAGUCAUAUAAUUCUAAAGGAAAACUAAACUAAAUUAAUAGUAGAAGGAAGAAACUCAGGUUUAUAACAUUUGUCGUUGGGAGAGUUUUAAUUAAUGUUUGGAGAAAUGUAGCUACAGACAUUAAAAUUGUAGAUUAUUCCAUAGAGAAUGUUUACUUUCAGAUGUUUAAAGAAAAAAAUGCUUUGAUACAUAAUCAAACUCUAUCACAAUGGUUUAAAUCAGAGACAUUCCUAGUUUUCUAAUAUUUCACCAAAAGAAUCAAUAUGACAUUUGAUAUUUUAGAAAUGAUUGGUCUAAUACCUAGAACUAUUGAAAUAGCCAAACUCUUUGGUUGUGAAUAUGAAUCAGUCGGUUUUAGAGGUAGUUAAUUCAAAAUUGAAUCCAUUCUUAAUAGAGUGACAAAACUAAACGACUAUUUAUUACUAUCAGCAACACGAGUACAGGUUUCGACUUAGAAGAUUUUAGAGAGUAUGCCUCUUGUUGUUGAGCCUCCUAAGAUAUUUACAGUAGAGUAUUAAUAUUUGUUAUUAAAAGUCCCUUAAUCGUCCUUGAUUUCCAAUCAUUAUACCCUUCGAUUAUGAUCGCAUAUAACUUAUGCUUUAGUACUUGUUUAGGAAGCAUAAAGGAAGAGUUCUAGGAAGGAGGUAAGAAGAGGUUUGGAGUAGUUACAACUGACAUUGACUUUGAGUCUUUGUUACAAAAGUAUUAAAGUCAAGAAGAAUUGAUGAAACAUAUCUUAAUUACUCCUAAUAAUGUUGCUUUUCUUACAAAAGAUGUUAGGGUCGGAAUAAUACCAUAAAUUCUGAAUGAAUUUCUAAUGACCAGAAUUAUGAUAAAAAAAUCUACUUCACUUUAUGAUAAACAUCCAAAAAUACAGAAGUAACAUGGGUUCAGAUAAUUGGCCAUUAAGCUGUUUAUGAAUGUGAUGUACGGGUAUUGUGGAGCAUCCUUUUCUGGUCGAAUGCCUUCUGGUGAUAUAGCAGAUUCAGUAGUUGAAUUAGGAAGGACCAUUCUAAACUAGUGCAUAGAAUGCAUAAACACAAAUCCAGCAUGGUAAGCCAAAGUAUUAUAUGGUGAUACAGAUAGCUUAUUUGUGAUGCUUCCUGGCAGAACUGUUAAUGAGGCUCUAUCGAUCGGAAAUUAGAUAGCAGAACAUUGUACUAGCUUAUAUCCACAUCCAAUUGAAUUAAAGUUUGAGAAAGUCUAUUCAGAAUCGUUAUUGGUAGCUAAAAAGAGAUACGUCGGUAAUAAAUUUGAAAAAGGACAAUUUUAAUUGGAUGGUAAAGGGCUUGAAAUAAUCAGAAGAGAUGGAUUCCCUGCACUUUAAAAAAUAUAAAGAAAAGCCAUAAAUAUUCUAUUUAAGACCAAAGAUCUGUCUCAACUCAAAUUAUAUAUGUAAAAAUAAUGGGCUAAAAUUCUAUAAGAUCACGUUGAUAUCUAAGAUUACAUAAUGGCAAAAGAAGUCAAAUUAGGAUCAUAUAAGGAAGGGAGACUUCCAGCACAUGCAGUAGUUGCUACUAAAAUUAUGAACUCGGAUCCUAUGCGAAGACCAAAAGGAGGAGAAAGAGUUCCAUAUGUAGUCAUUUAAGCAUAGGGAACAUCCAAACUCGCUGAUUUGGUUGUCAACAUUUAUGAUUUUUAAAGCACUAUGAAAUUGAACCCACACUACUACAUCAAGCAGAUUAAUGCAGCAGUAGGUCGAUUAUUUGCUUGCUUUGAUAUUGACAUAGCCGAUUGGUACAGUAAUCUUCCAAAAAUGCUUGCGAAAAGAGACCAUUUUAAACAACAUCUCACUUAUAGCAAUGCGCAUUAAACAAAGGCUACUUAAUAUACACUAGUUAAAUACCUUAAUAUAUAGUAAUGUUUGCUUUGUGGAGAAGAGUCAAAAUAUGAAGUACAUUUAAAUUAUAAUUAUUAAUAGUUAUGUAAACCAUGUAGCCAGGAUGGUAGAACUGCCUUGUUUCUACUGCAAUACAAACAAAAUCUACUGGAAAUAGAUAAGGCCAACAUUAUUUCGUCGUGUAAAAGCUGCUCCAUUGGGUAUUAGAAUUGCAAAUUGUGGUCAUGCAGUUUACUUUUCAAAAGGGAAAAGCUCAGCAAUUAUUUGAAUACUGUAGCAUAAAUGAAUCAAAAAUACUAACAGUUAAUUGAGUUUAUGAGUGAUUAUUGAAGAAAUUAUGUAUAUAAGUAUUAAUAUGUAUAUAUAUAAAUAUUAGCAAUAAAACAAAAUUUGAAUUUGAGUUGUUUAAUAAUUAAUUUCAAAAUGCAAUUCUAGACAAUUAAAAAGGAAUCCUAAGCAGGCUCAAAACCAUCUCCGAAACAUGAAAGUUAUAUUGCUAAAAUAUUUAAUUACAAUACAUCUCAAAAAUCAGGGAUUCUGAAGAAAGAAUUGCCAUUAUAAGACCAUUAAUUAUGUAAUUAGGUAUUUAUAAGUUAGUUAUUUUAUGAUUACAAAAUCCCUUUAGUCAGUGAAAUUGCAGGAAUCCCCCAUUCAAAAAUGCAAGGCUGAUCAAACCAAAAAAAAGAAAGUCAAUCGAGUUGUUUUCAAAACUGAAAUCGAUGAGAACAAAAACCUUUAAUUAGGAUUUCAAACAUAGCGAAAGAGCUACGAUUGCGUUGCAGUAGACAAUAAAAUCAAUAGUUUCAAUCUCAUUUCUAGCAUGUUCGAAUUGGAAUCCAAAAACAUGGAUCUUUAUAUGGAUCUUUAGGAUAAAACUACUCAAAUUUAACAAAUGCAAACUUAAAUUGAAUAAUAAUAAAUAAAACAUUAAUAAUAAAUUAGAUAAUAUAGUUAAGAAAAAAAAGAACUUCUCCUCAAGUAAACAUUAUUGCAAUUACAAUAGAAUUUAAAACCUUGAGAAACAAUCUGAACUGCAACGAAAAUACAUAGAAUAGCUCCCCUAAUUUGAAGUUGAAGCUUAAGAGUGGAAAAUUAGAUUCCUCAAGUUGAACAAACAAUAUCAUCUAUAGUAAGAGACUCUCGUCAGAUUGGAGGCUGAGUAACAAAGUAGUCAAAGAAGAAGGACAGAUGGAUUCAAUUGUUUUAAAUAAUAAUUAUGA
Messenger RNA from Paramecium octaurelia, 5604 nucleotides. NCBI's taxonomy places the organism in Eukaryota, Ciliophora, Oligohymenophorea, Peniculida, Parameciidae. The record is from the annotation of a GenBank genome assembly.